Nanorana parkeri is the source of this 1080-nucleotide messenger RNA. Its product is annotated as P2Y purinoceptor 1-like. Gene Ontology annotation, molecular function: neuropeptide receptor activity. Bases 1 to 1080 code for a protein of 359 amino acids. The transcript has a single exon. NCBI's taxonomy places the organism in Eukaryota, Metazoa, Chordata, Amphibia, Anura, Dicroglossidae. Gene Ontology annotation, biological process: G protein-coupled receptor signaling pathway. Gene Ontology annotation, cellular component: membrane. The record is from RefSeq and is a predicted model, not a curated record.
AUGGAAGAAGAUUUCUUUGAAACAACCGCAAUGGCCUCUACGCUGAACGUCAGCUGGCAGUGUGACGUAAACAAGAACUUUACCUUUCUGUACCUGUCGUCGGUCUACAUGGUAGUGUUCGUUGUCGGCUUGCUGGGGAAUGCGUGUGGCCUGUGGAAUCUGUGUGUGAACCGGAAGAAGUGGACGUCCCUCAAUGUCUUUGUGUUGAAUUUGGGGAUUGCCGACCUCCUGUAUGUGGUGACGUUGCCUUUCUUUGUGUCCUAUUACCUGAACGGAGGCGUCUGGAGGUUCGGUUACGGUUUCUGCCGGCUGGCCCGCCUCUCUUUUCACAUCAACAUGUCCGCCAGCAUCAGCUUCCUCACCUGCGUCAGCAUCCAGCGCUACCUGGGAAUCGUCCAUCCCAUGCAGAUGAUGGGGCGCCUCCGCAAGUUGCGUCUUUCCUUCUAUGUCAGCGUCCUGGUCUGGGUUCUGGUCAUCGUUCAGAUCUCGCCCAAUCUUUACUUUACAAACUCCGCCCACAAUUCCACCUAUUGCUACGACUCCGCCAUUAAUGACGACGUGGAAUUGUACGCCCCGUACACCAUGACCAUCACCGCCACCGGAUUCCUAAUCCCGUUCAUUCUCAUUGUAGCAUGUUACUCGCGUGUGCUCGCCGUCCUCGCCAAGAACACCAACGUGGAUACAGACCUGAAGAGCCGGAGCGUGAAGCUGGUCCUCAUCAUCCUGGUCUUGUUUGCCGUCUGCUUCUUCCCGUAUUACAUCUUCCGGAACAUCAAUCUGCUCUCCCGGUUGUGGCAGCUGAGGGGACGCUGCACCCAGACCUUGAGGAACCUCUACAUCUCCUACCAGGUCACCAGGGGCCUGGCCAGCAUGAAUAGCGCCAUUAACCCCUUGCUGUAUCUGGUGACCAAUGAAAACUUUGUAUCCAAGUUCCGCCAGAUGCAGAAACAAGCGUGGCGCACAUUGGUGUAUCUGGGCCGCCGACGCACCACGUCUGAUAUCCAAAUGCUAAACCGGGAAACUAACAAAGAACAGGAGGACAUGUGUGAGGAAGUCGUAUGGGACAUUCCCUCUGUGUAG